Acanthosepion pharaonis is the source of this 666-nucleotide messenger RNA. NCBI's taxonomy places the organism in Eukaryota, Metazoa, Mollusca, Cephalopoda, Sepiida, Sepiidae. The record is from the annotation of a GenBank genome assembly.
AUGCGCAGAUUGAAUCUUUUAAAAAAUGUGUAUUUUGUCCAUAUUAGUUAUCGGUUAUCUGUAGGAUUUACACACUUUCAAAAGAUGACCAACGUCAAACCAGUUGUUAUAAGUGGACCAUCAGGUGUUGGAAAGAGUACCUUGCUUGAACAACUUAUGAAAGAAUUCCCUAAUUCUUUUGCUUUCAGUGUUUCACACACUACAAGAAAACCUCGGAAAGGAGAAGAAAAUGGAAAACAUUAUCAUUUUGUAUCUCAUGAAGCCUUUCAAGAUCUAGUUAGUAAAAAUGGAUUUUUGGAAUAUACUGAAUUUUCAGGCAAUUGCUAUGGAACCAGUAAACGUGCAGUUGAAUCAAUUCAAGAAACUGGCCGUAUAUGUAUUUUGGAUGUUGAAAUUAAUGGGGUAAAGAGCAUUAAAAAGUCCAAUUUAAAUGCCAGAUAUAUAUUUGUGAGACCACCAUCCCUUGAUGAACUGGCAAAAAGAUUACAUGCAAGGGGAACUGAAAGUGAAGAAUCACUGAAGAAACGUUUAGAUACAGCAGAUGAAGCUAUUUCUUAUUCUGAAAAGCCAGGUGUUUAUGAUCACAUCAUUAUAAAUGAUAAUUUAACCGAAGCUUACAAUAAAUUAAAGGAUAUUUUGAUGGAGGAUAUCAAGAAGUUGCACUAA